This is a messenger RNA of Lottia gigantea (owl limpet), 1305 nucleotides long. RefSeq lists its product as hypothetical. Gene Ontology annotation, cellular component: cytoplasm; spindle microtubule; nucleus. NCBI's taxonomy places the organism in Eukaryota, Metazoa, Mollusca, Gastropoda, Lottiidae. The transcript has 4 exons. Gene Ontology annotation, biological process: regulation of cell cycle. The record is from RefSeq and is a predicted model, not a curated record. Bases 1 to 1305 code for a protein of 434 amino acids.
AUGUAUUGUGGUGAGGUUUCUGAUACAGUAGUGCUAACUACCCGAGUAAACAGAAUUGAUGCAAUAAAUAAUGUAAAUCAUGAUGCUACUAAACCAACCCAACCCUCUGUUAAUAGGGCGGAUUCAACUCCUAACUACUCCCAAUCUCACUAUAAAUCUCAAUUAACUGAUUCUAGAGAAGCCAAGUUGAGAUCAGAAGAUGAACGUUUGAGAACAUUUAAUGAUGGUUGGCCCCAUAGUUCUCCUACACCAGCUGACCUUGCGAAAGAGGGAUUUUUUUUCACUCAAAGCGCAGAUCGUGUACAAUGCAUUUUUUGCAAUGGUAUUUUAAAGAAUUGGGAAGUAACAGAUAUUCCUGCUGUGGAACAUCGGAAACAUUUCCCUGGGUGUGGACUUAUUCGGAAUAGAGAUGUUGGUAAUAUUCCACGAAUGGUUGAUGUCCAAUCAGACUUAGGUAUUACACUACCAGUUUUAAACGAUAGUCGAAUAGAAGUUUUAUGGCUUGAUGAAAGAUUACCUUCAACUGGUAUCUUUACUGAACCUCCAAGACAUCCACAAUAUGUAACUGAAGCUUCUAGAAUUGCUUCAUUUGCUAACUGGCCAAAGGGAGUAUCACAAACACCACAAAUGUUGGCAAAGGCUGGAUUUUUUUAUGCAGGUUUUGAUGACAGUGUUAAAUGCUUUCAUUGUGAUGGUGGAUUAAGAACUUGGGAAGCUAAUGAUGAUCCAUGGAAAGAACAUGCUAGAUGGUUUUCCAGAUGUCCCUACGUUCUACAAGUAAAAGGAGAAGCGUUUGUUAGAAGGUUUAAAAAUGGAAUUUUUUACUUUCUAUUGUUGUUUAAAACUCAGAAAGGUAUUUUUAUGUAUAAACUGAAUUUGAAAAAAGGACAAAAAAAAACUGUCUUUCAUAGGGUUGCAAGUUUUGCAAAAGUAGUCACCCAAUGUAAUUUGAACUUAGAUAUACACUUGGAUAUAUUACAACCAUCAUUUUUAUAUAUACAUUUAAUUUACUUAGGAGAUGAUUUUGAUAGUGUAGAAGAUUUAUUAAAUGCUAUUUACCAUCUUGGAGAUAAUCAGGUCAUGCCUCCAACUAACACUCAUCCACCAGCUAUGCCUACUUUAACCGAUAAAAAUCAAAGACUCAAGGACCAGAGGACAUGUAAAAUUUGUAUGGAUGAAGAGGCGAAUAUAGUUCUCUUACCUUGUGGACAUUUAGUUAGUUGUGCUACAUGUGCUCCAGCAUUAAGAAAAUGUCCGAUAUGUCGGGCAGGUAUUAAAGGCACAGUCAGGACUUACAUUUCAUAA